AUCAUCAGUGCAAAGCUGACAUUCAGAUGUGUAAUUACAGUGCUGUCCUUGUUACCUGCAUCACGUGGGAGGAAUGAGGACAAGCCAUGUCCUGCGUAGCUCACCACCCCAGCAGGAAUUCCCACUGCCAGCCUCAAGAUUUCUCAUCUGCAGAGCCAAGCCUUUAUCAAUGCAGAAAAAUCACGGAUAACUUAGAGCAACAAAACUGCGACCCCUGGCACCUGGCAUUGGCUGCUGUGUGGAACAGCUCCUCACAUCGGUAUGUGGCAGUACUGGUGCUUCCUUCCUGCCACAGCUCCCAAAUCCGACACUGCGGGAUGGUGGUACAGUGGCACCGCGGGAGGCUGCAACCAGAACAAGCAGAGCUCUUCUUUAUAUGGGAAGGUGCGGACCUCAUGGGGCCACAAAGGAAGGAGCUGGUUGCUGCAAGGCGUCCCCUGGAAACAGACUGGGUUACCUACAGAAGCCCAUCCCUCCCAGAUCUGCCUGUCCUAAAUCCCAAGCAGAUGGUGCAACUCAGCCCGUCUCCUCCAGCAAGGAUGAUCCCUUGGGCCUCCCUGCAGAGAGUGUACAUUUCAAAGGAUAAUUCCAGCAGCACUCCUUACCCUGAUCCGGGGGCUUCUGAGCAUCUAUGUACUUCAUCAUUCUUCACAUAUACCUGCCCCUGCCUUGCACCAUCUCCCACUGGGGCUUGCUUUUCUCUUCUAAAAGGGUCCCUUGUGCCUGGGAGUUGUUGUCAGAUGUGCUGCCUGUCCAGUGCACGAAGGACAGAGCCCCAACAAGACACGCUACUGGACAGAGGUUGCAGGGAAGGAUGGGCUCUGCAGGGCUCGCCCAGCACUUCCCGCUGCUGCCAGGUGGGGAAUAUCCCAGGGGGCUGGCCCCUGCACUCCUGUGCAAGAGGUACGGCGAAAGCAGCCCCAUCUUGCGCUGGAGAUGUGGGCCUCUCCCGCACCGUGACACUGCCCUGAAGCAGGGCAGACAGGGGCCGUGGCUGCAUGUGUGCGGGUGCUGUGCUCCUCCUGGUUCAGGCUCUGCAGGAGCAGGAGCGCUGGCACCGCCGCAGGGCUGAGGAGAGGUGGGAUGUGGGUAGAAGCAAAUUUGUCCCGAGAGCAGCAGCAUGCUGUCACCUGCAUGAUCCUGUGGUGGCUUCAGUGGAGGAGUAACAGCAGCAGAGAGCAGCCUCAGCGAAGCACGCGCGCAAUGCACCUCCUGCAGUAACUGCAGCGCUGGCAAGGAAGGAGCAGUGCUGCUGGGACCCCUCCGGCAUGAGUCUGAGCGCAGGAUGAGGGGACAACUCUGUGCAGAGACUUCCACUGCCCCCUGAGGUGGCAAAUGGCAAAGAUGGGACUUGGUCAUGGUAAAACAGGAACAUCGAGGGGGGGGCUCCAAGUGCCUGGGGAGGUAGGCGUGGGGCCGCAGGUCCUAUAAUGGCUGGAAAUUCAGGUCAGGAGGAGACCCCGUCUGGGUCUGGCUCCUCUGUGGACUGCAUUGGCCAGGCCUGUCACACUCGGCUGGCAUUGCCAUAGAGACCCACGGCCCCUCAGAAAGGCCUCCAGAGCCCACGUACCCACGUGGCUCCUCUGUGCUGGGCAGCGGUGCCAGGGGAUUCAGCAGUGACCUGGCAGCGAGGCUGCCGAGUGGGAGCCAUGCUGCUGGUGCCCCCAUCCCACUGCCAGGGGGGCGCAGGAUGUGCCAGGGCACCCAAAGGUGCUGGAGGCGCCCAGCAGGCUGGGAAGCAGCACCCAGCAGCCAGCCAGGUGCACGCCUGCCCACCGCACCUGAGGGCCAGCGGGCCCUGGAGCAGGUCCUCCCCCUUCCCAGGGAGACAGCGCUGGAAAGCCGCGCCAGCCCAGCCUCGCGGGGCUGCGGGGGCUGCACGUAGCCGGCAGGCCUGGGCGUGCCUGGCGCCACCCCUGCUGAGCCAUGUGCUGGAAGGGGCGCCUCGGCAGCUGCGCCGCAUGGUCCGUCCUGGUGCACGGCCGCAGGCGAAAGGGCUCGGGGCUGCCAGGGGCCUCUCCUUGGUGCAGCUCUUUGCAGUCACCAGCUGCCGCCUGCCCCACGCACGCCCCGUGCCCCUGCCUGCCACGGCUGUGCUCAGCUGCACGCCCGCAGCCACCGCUCCCCAGGCGGCCCCGGCCCUGUGCGGAGAAAAGGGCUCCUGAA
This is a messenger RNA of Cygnus olor (mute swan), 2166 nucleotides long. RefSeq lists its product as uncharacterized. The coding region runs from base 87 to 971 and encodes 294 amino acids. NCBI's taxonomy places the organism in Eukaryota, Metazoa, Chordata, Aves, Anseriformes, Anatidae. The record is from RefSeq and is a predicted model, not a curated record. The transcript has 4 exons.